AUGGGAAGCGAUUGGAGCAUACGGGAAUUAAGGUCCAAUUCAUCGGAACAAUCGAUGUUUUUCGAUCGAGGAAACCACUACGAAUUCCUCUCUUUUGGUCAAGAGCUUGCUGCCCCUGGCGAGCUACAACACCCGCAAACCUUCCCUUUCAACUUCAAAAACGUCGAAAAGCAAUAUGAAUCUUACAAUGGCAUCAAUGUCAAACUGCGAUACUUCGUCAGGGUGACGGUUUCGCGGCGGAUAGCGGAUGUUGUGCGGGAGAAGGAUAUAUGGGUUUAUUCAUACCGCAUGCCUCCAGAGACAAAUAGCCCUAUCAAAAUGGACGUGGGGAUUGAAGAUUGUUUACACAUCGAAUUCGAGUAUUCAAAAUCCAAGUACCAUCUCAAAGAUGUUAUUGUGGGGAGAAUAUACUUCUUGCUUGUGAGGCUGAAAAUAAAGCACAUGGAAUUAUCGAUUAUCCGCCGCGAAACAACUGGAUCGCCACCUAAUCAGUACAAUGAAAGCGAAACGCUGGUGCGGUUUGAGAUUAUGGACGGCUCCCCAUCAAGAGGAGAAACAAUACCCAUCCGGUUGUUCUUGGGUGGUUUUGAUUUAACCCCAACUUUCCGCGAUGUGAAUAAGAAGUAUUCUACCCGAUACUACCUAAGCUUGGUGCUCAUAGACGAAGAUGCCCGUCGAUAUUUCAAGCAAUCUGAAAUCGUUCUUUACCGUCAAGCUCCUGAAAUCGGCUUGACCCCUGAGGUUGCCCAGCAACAAAUUGCUCAACAGCAACAGCUCCAAGGUGAACCUACUACCUCAGCAGGCCCAACAAAAGACAUGCAGACGGCGUCCUUUGGAAAGCAGCAAGUCGCGGCCCAGGCGUAA
Molecule: messenger RNA, 864 nt
Organism: Histoplasma mississippiense
Lineage: Eukaryota; Fungi; Ascomycota; Eurotiomycetes; Onygenales; Ajellomycetaceae
Product: vacuolar protein sorting-associated protein 26
Exons: 5
Coding region: 1-864 (287 amino acids)
Biological process (GO): intracellular protein transport; retrograde transport, endosome to Golgi
Cellular component (GO): endosome; retromer complex
Source: RefSeq, a predicted model, not a curated record